AUGUACGUAGCAGGUGACAAUUUUUUACUCGGCAUUUCUGCGAUGGUCCUCGGGGAUCCGGCUUUACGUCGCCUGCAUGAGAAAGCACAAUGUUUAACUGGCACAGUCUUAUAUCAAUAUCAGUUUGAAGUUCAUGUGCAUCGCCUUUGGUAA
Messenger RNA from Plasmopara halstedii, 153 nucleotides. RefSeq lists its product as uncharacterized. The record is from RefSeq and is a predicted model, not a curated record. The transcript has 2 exons. NCBI's taxonomy places the organism in Eukaryota, Oomycota, Peronosporomycetes, Peronosporales, Peronosporaceae. The coding region runs from base 1 to 153 and encodes 50 amino acids.